GUAUCUGUAUAUUAACAGCAUGGACAAAUCUAAAGCAUAUAAUUUUAAAUCAACAUCGAUGUCAGAUAAUAUAUCUGAAGAUAUUAAUAUUAAGUUUAAAAAUUGUGACAUUAACACAUCUGUCAAUAUUAAAAAUGACGAAAAUAAAUCAAUCGAUAUGGAGGCACCAGAAUUCAAGGAUUUUGCUAAAGAAAUGGUUGAUUACAUUGCAAAUUAUUUGGAGAACAUAAGAGACAGGAGAGUACUUGCUGAUGUUAAACCAGGUUACCUUCGUCCACUUAUACCAGAUGCUGCACCAGAAAAAGCUGAAAAUUGGCAAGAUGUUAUGAGUGAUAUUGAACGUGUCAUAAUGCCAGGAGUAACACACUGGCAUAGUCCAAAAUUUCAUGCAUAUUUUCCGACUGCAAAUUCAUAUCCUGCAAUAGUAGCAGAUAUGUUAUCUGGAGCAAUAGCCUGUAUUGGAUUUUCUUGGAUUGCCAGUCCAGCUUGUACAGAAUUAGAAGUUGUAAUGCUUGAUUGGUUAGGAAAAAUGCUUGAUUUACCAAAUGAAUUUUUGGCUUGUUCUGGUGGAAAAGGUGGUGGUGUUAUACAGGGAACAGCUAGUGAAGCAACUCUUGUAGCAUUAUUAGGAGCUAAAGCAAAAAAAAUGAAAGAAGUUAAAGAUGAACAUCCAGAUUGGGAUGAUAAUACUAUAGUUUCAAAAUUAGUAGGAUAUUGUUCGACACAGGCACACUCUUCUGUAGAAAGAGCUGGUCUUUUGGGUGGUGUUAAAUUAAAAUUAGUUCCAGCUGAUGUUAAUAAUCAAUUGCGUGGUGAAGCACUUGAAUCAGCUAUUAAAAAGGAUAUUGAUGAAGGCUUAAUACCAUUUUAUGCUGUAGUAACUCUUGGGACAACAAAUUCAUGUGCAUUUGACAAAUUAGAUGAAUGUGGUCCAGUAGGAAAUAAAUACAAUGUUUGGAUACAUGUUGAUGCUGCAUAUGCUGGAUCGGCAUUUAUCUGUCCGGAAUAUAGAUAUUUAAUGAAAGGGAUUGAAACAGCCGAUUCAUUUAAUUUUAAUCCACAUAAAUGGAUGCUAGUUAAUUUUGAUUGUAGUGCAAUGUGGUUAAAGGAUCCAAAUUGGAUUGUUGAUGCAUUCAAUGUUGAUCCAUUGUACUUAAAACACGAUCAACAAGGAUCAGCACCAGAUUAUAGACAUUGGCAAAUACCGUUGGGACGUCGUUUUAGGGCUUUGAAAUUAUGGUUUGUUUUAAGAUUAUAUGGCAUUGAAAAUUUACAAGCUCACAUUAGACGUCAUUGUGGUUUCGCCAAACACUUUGAAAAAUUAUGCUCAGCCGAUCAGCGUUUUGAAAUUGUUGGUGAAGUUCAAAUGGGUUUAGCAUGUUUCCGGUUAAAAGGAACUAAUGAAUUAAAUGAAUUAUUAUUAAAACGUAUCAAUGGACGCGGGAAUAUUCAUUUAGUACCAUCAAAAAUCAAUGGAAUAUACUUUUUAAGAUUUGCAGUUUGUUCCCGGUUCACCAAAUCGGAAGAUAUUGAAUAUUCUUGGAAAGAAAUUUCAGAAUCAGCUUCAGAAGUAUUAAAUGAAAAAAAUUGAGCAAUAUAAUGUAAAUAAAAAACCUAAAAAUAAAU
Molecule: messenger RNA, 1626 nt
Organism: Condylostylus longicornis
Lineage: Eukaryota; Metazoa; Arthropoda; Insecta; Diptera; Dolichopodidae
Product: aromatic-L-amino-acid decarboxylase
Exons: 5
Coding region: 20-1591 (523 amino acids)
Biological process (GO): serotonin biosynthetic process; amino acid metabolic process; catecholamine metabolic process
Molecular function (GO): aromatic-L-amino-acid decarboxylase activity; pyridoxal phosphate binding
Source: RefSeq, a predicted model, not a curated record